Messenger RNA from Lepidothrix coronata (blue-crowned manakin), 9247 nucleotides. RefSeq names its product protein AHNAK2-like. Gene Ontology annotation, molecular function: protein binding. The transcript has 8 exons. Gene Ontology annotation, biological process: regulation of RNA splicing. The record is from RefSeq and is a predicted model, not a curated record. Bases 643 to 8256 code for a protein of 2537 amino acids. Gene Ontology annotation, cellular component: cytoplasm; nucleus. Lineage: Eukaryota; Metazoa; Chordata; Aves; Passeriformes; Pipridae.
CAGGGUUUAAGUGUGUGAUUUUAAGCACUGACAGAUGAGUGGGAUCUCCUCUGCUGGCUUCAGGGGCGGUUGGGUCAGGCCUUGCCUCACAGGGAAGUUAAAAUCCCAGUGUCUGCUCACCCUUCUUGCACGCUUCCCUGCGUUUUCCCAGGGAAGCAUGCAGAAUACUUCCCCAUUCUGCUAAUCCUGGCUCUCUCCAUCACUGGGAGGCUGCUGUGCUCCCGUGUCAGUGUGGCCUCUCAGCUGGAGCCUGGGGAGUGCAGCAGCCAAUCGGGCAGCCUGGCAGCCCUGGCAUCCUUCAUCAAUCUCCCUAAGUGUCUUCAGACUCUGUUAGGAACAUCCACACCACUCCUCCUCUCUCUGCAAUGACCUGAAGCUCCAGCUCUGCAAGCAGUGAUCAGUGAUGCAUAAUGCAAUGCAGGGCAGCCCGGAAUAAUCUGGUUGGCAUCCAAGGAUGUAUAUUCACCGAGAGGCUGGGGAGUGUGUCAGCAUUUAGUUUCAGUCUAGCUGCACUUUUCCUGCAGCACAGAAUCACAAAGUCUCCGUCUCCUCCUCUGGAUUGGGACUGAUUCUUCACCGGGAGCCUCUGAAAAGACAAAGUUUUCCUCCCUUGUUAUUGCUGUACCACCAUAAUCUACCAAGAUGUGUGACUGCUUUCAUCUAGUUCUUCCUAACUGGCCAGGAUCUCCAGCCAGUGGUUCUGGACGACAGCUGAGACCAGCUGAGCCCCCCGGAGAUGCUGAGGCCGAUGCGGAUGCAGAGGAUGAAGAUUCUGUUAAUGAAGUGGCAGUAGAAGACAUUCGUCCAAGGCCACAGGGAUCCUCUCCAGUUUAUGAGUAUCCCACAGAAGAAGAAUAUUUAAAGCUUCAAGAAGAAAACAAAAAACAUUCUACAGACAAAUCAAAACAGAGUCAUCCACAGGAGACAAUGGAAGUAACCCUGAAAACAGAAGCGGAAGCUGGUGCUAGUGGUUUUAGUGUGAAAGGUGGAGGAGAUGAAGGAAUAUUUAUUAAAAAAGUACUUAAGGAAUCUCCUGCUUCAAAAAUAUUUAGUCUUAAAGAAGGUGAUCAGCUUCUAAGUGCUACAAUAUUUUUUGAUAACAUCAAAUAUGAAGAUGCACUCAAGAUUCUCCAGUAUUCCGAGCCGUACAGAGUCCAGUUCAGCCUCAAAAGAAAAAUUGCUGUGAAAGAAGAGCUGGAACAUUCUACAGCUCAAUACAAGAAGGAAAGAAUAAGCCAGGAGAAAGAACUCAGUGAGAGCAUUCCUGAAGAAACGCUUCAUGUUUCAGGAAAAGCCAUUUCAGAAGAAGACAGGGAAACAUUAAUUGCAAGCCAAAGAGUAGGAAGAAGCAAGAGACCUAAAAAAGACAGAUUAUCAUGGCCAAAAUUCCAGUCAAUCAAAAAUAAAAAGAUAUUGAGGCACAGAAGAUCUCAUAGUACAUCAGAUGCAUAUGAGCCUGCUGUACAGGAUAUUUCUCCUACAAGCACAGACACAGAGUCUCAAUUUCCACAAGAAGUCCAUACCAAAGAAAAAAAAGGAAGCCAAAGGAAGCUGAAGUUCCCUAGCAUUGGAUUCAGAAUGCACAGGUCCAAAACAGACCUACAAGAGAAACAAAAAAAAGAAAUAAAAACUACACUGAUCUCUGAAAGAGAAAAAAUACAUGAAGAAGAUAUUAGCCUGGAAAAUCCUGAAAUCCUGACUGUUGAAUAUACCACAUCUCCUGCUUACAAAAUGAAAAUAGGGGAGGUACAGGAAACUUUAACAAAAGACUUAAAAGAUAUGAAAAAUGGCAUCCCAUCUCACGUAAAACAAUGCCCUGAAGUUGAAAUAAGCAUUAAAAAAGAAAAAGAUAAGGAAUCAACAUCAAAAUUUAGUUUACCUGAGGUACCAGACAUAACAACAGAGAUACCAAAGCCCAGUUUAGAAACACCUGAUCUGAAAGCAAGUCCAACUGAAAAAACAUCACAAGCAUCAUCAAAAUCCCGAAAAAAGAAACAGAAAGGAACACCAGUUAAAAAAGGAGAAGGUGAAAUUAACAUAGACUUGAUGAGUCACACAGCUAAAGGAUCUACACAGGUAAAAGGCCUAGAAAUAGGAACUGCAAAAGCAGAAUUAAACACAUCUGACACACUGGAAGCAGGAGAAAUUCAAGCAGAAGAAGACACAAAGAUACUAACAAUUCAGAAAACAAAAUUUGGGAUUUCAGUGCCCAAGAGAAAAGAGACAGAGACUGAAACCACCAAACUGGGAGGUGAUGUUCCACAUUCAGAAACAGAAAAAACAGUGGAUGCGACUUCAGAGGAUGGCAGGAAUUUCGAUGUGAAAACACACAUACCUGAUGCGGAACCAGAAGUAUCUUCUUGGAAAAUACAAAUGCCAUCAUUCAAAAUGACCAAAACACCUAAAACUGACAUGAAAAUAGCAAGACAAGAAAGCACAGGUGAAUCAGAAGAUACUGUAAAAAAGGAAUGGAUAGAAGAAGAUGGCAUGCCCACAAGUGACAAAACCUUAAAGUUAGAAAUUGAAAUGAAGACAGGUGAGAAAGAUAUAGAGGGAAAAGAAAGCAAAUUCCGACUCCCAAAGUUAAAAUUUCCUACAUUUACUUGGUCAAAUACCAAGGAUGAAACAGGGAAAACUGAAGGACAGAUAAGUGAAAUGGAAGGAAAAAUGCCAACACUAAAAGAAGGAGCAGAAGCAGAGAUAUGUGGGUCAGCAGAAGAAAUUAAGGUACCAAGUGUUGAAGUGAAAACUGAGAUAUCAAAAGGAAAAAUAAAAGAAAAUGACAUCAAAGAAAAGACAAAGGUCCACCUUCCAAGUCCGAAAAAAAUAACUAUAAAACCUUGCAAGGUAGAAAAUGACUUUCAAAAAACUACUGGAGAAAUAUUGAUGUCAACAACUGAUAUUGAAAUAAAAAAUGGUGAAGAACAAUCAAAAAUAGACAUGAAGGCUCCCAAGGUGGACAUCAGCGUGCCCUCCGUCGACGUCACCCUUCCCAAGGCCAGCGUUGACGUGCAGGCGCCCGAGGCGACCCUCAGCCUGGAAGGGGAAGCAAAAGCCCCAGAGAAGGAGGCCGCCAAGACCAAGGACGGCAAGUUCAAGAUGCCCAAGUUCGGCAUGCCUUCCUUUGGCUGGUCCAGCAGCAGAGAGGCCAAGGGCAGCGUGGAUAUUACACUUACUAAAUACCAAAUUAAUCUAACAGAAUCUGAAUCAAAAAUACCAUCUCUUGCAGAUGAAAAUCUUUCAGAUUUUGAAAUUUUAAAUGAAGAUGGUUCUGUGGAGCAAGAAGGUCUUAAGUCAGAAGUUAAAACAAGAGCUGGUGAAAUAUCUUUGGGUGACACAGAUGUUACAGUUAAAAUUCCUAAGUUCCGAAAACCAAAAUUUGGAAUUCGAUCUAAGGGUAAAGCAUCAGAAAGUGACCUUGGUUUUAAAGUGGAAUCUGAAAUUUCCAGGGAAAAAAUAACAUCUGAUAUGACUGAUCCUGAUACUGGAAAACCAACUGAGAUCUCUGAUGUCAAGUUAGGUGUAAAGUUGCACAAACCUUCACUUGAAGUUGUUCUGGAUGCACCAAUACUGGAUCCCAGUCUCUCACCAAUGAAAGUUACCAUGCCAAAAUCGGAAGGAGAAAUCCAUAGCACAGAUUUAGACUGCAAGGUAGACCAGGAAGUAAUUUCAGGAGAGAAGAAUGUUGAGGAGAAAGAAAACAAAUCUAAAUCAUCAAAAUUCAAACUGCCUUCAUUUCGUUGGUCUCCAAAGAAAGAAGCUAUUGUUCCAUCUCAGGUUGAGAAACAUCUGGAAGAACCGCCUUUGUCUACUUUAUCUGGAGACACAGACUCUGAAUUAAUUUUUCGUACUCCUGAGAAUCAAUACGUUCAUGUAGAACUUGACACAUCUAUAGAAAAAGAUGAUGAAAAGAUCAGAAACAAGAAGUCCCAAUUUACCAUGCCAAAGAUCUCAUUCCCUAAAAUUAAGGGUCAGAAAGUCCAAGUCUCUCUGCCUGUACUGGAAACCGAUAUUUGUGGUCCCAAACAAGAAAAAGAAGGUGUUUCAGUACAGAAAUCUGAGAAAGAGAUUAGUGGGGAAGGGGCUGGAAUGAGCAUAAAAAUGCCAAAAGUUACGGUCCCAACUUUGGAAUUUUCCAAACCAGAAGUCAAAGCUCCCGAAAUAGACAUGGAUAUUAGCAGGCCUACAGGUGAAGUCAUACUUAGUAUGUGUGAAGAAGAUGAUCUAAAAUUGAAAUCAGCUGCUGCUAACGCCAGCCUCUCCACAAGUGAAAUUGCUGUGAGUGAUGUAGAAAUAAAAGCUGAAGGUCCUGAAGGGAAAACAAAAAUGUCUAAAUUCCAAAUGCCGAAGUUAGGAAUUACACUUUCUAAAGGGAAAGGGCCAGAAAAGGAGGUCAGCCAAUCCAAAUCAGAAGUCAAGGUUCCCCAGCUAAAAGCAACAGUAGAAAUAUCUGACAUUGUUGUUGAAGGACCAAACUUGGAGGUGGAAUAUGGCACAGGAACAGAGACUUACAGCCCUCAAGUCAAAAUGACCAAAACUGACAGUAAGGCAUCAGAGGCUGAUGUUCACCUCCCUUCAGCUGACAUUUCUAUUCCAAAACCAGACAGUGAUAUUCAAGAUUCAGAUGCAGCACUAAAAAUCAAAGGGGAAAUAAAGCCAGAUGGAGAUGGAGAAGAGAAAGAAGGACAUUUCAAAAUGCCAAAAUUCAAACUUCCAUCCUUCAGUUGGUCACCAAAGAAGGAAACAAGUGUUAAACCUGAUUCUGGAGCAAAUCUGGAAGACCAAAAGCUUGCUGUAAUGUCAAGCAGAAUAGAUACAGAAGUGAGAGGAACUGGAAUGGAUGAUGAAGGUAGUGGGACAGCCCUUGAUCUGGAAUUAUCUACAGGAAAAGUUGAACAAAAAAGUCCAAUUAAAAAGCCUCAAUUUGUCAUGCCUAAAAUUUCACUGUCCAAGAUCAAGGUUCCAAAAUCUCAGUCAAAAGUUGAAGUUGAUGCUACUCUUCUUAAAACGGAAAGAGAGGGUGAUGAUUCAAUUCAGAUACCUGAUAUAGAAAGAAGUCAUUCUGAAAGGACUGAAGAAGGGGCACAAAUAAGCAUAAAAGUGGCUGAUCUUAAGUUCCACACUUUGGAGUUUUCUAAAAUAGAAACUGAAGCCUCUCAAAAUGAAAUGGGAAUCCGCUCAGCAAAGACUGAUGCUGCUCUGACUCUCUCAGAGGGGAGUUUUCAACAGGUUGACCUAAAGUCAAGUUCUACCGAUGAAUGUAACAUUCAAAACACAGGUAUUAAGUUCCCCAAAGGAGAAGCUUCAGUUGAACUGAAGAGCCCUGAUAUAGUAAUAGAAAGAUCAUCAGUUGUGGAUGGAAGAAAAGUGAAAUUAGAAGGUCCUGAAGGGAAGAUUAAAAUGCCCAAAUUCCAGAAACCAAAGUUUGGAAUCUCCCUAACAAAAGGGAAAUGCCCAGAGGCAGAGAUCAGCUCUCCAAAAAUAGAAGCUGAGCAACCCCAGCUAAAAAUUGCUGACAUUGCUGUGGGAGUUCCAGCAUCAGAACUUAUAUCUGAUAUAUCAGAUCCUGGAGUAGUUGUUUGUAAAAUAAAAACACCCCAAGAUCUGACUGGUGGCAUUGAAGCUCCAAAAGUAGACAUAAGCCUCCAGUCAGUGUCUAAACCAAGGACAGAGGGAGCUAUUGAGAGUCUUGAGGACAAAGAAAUCAAAUUAAAAGAAGAACAUGAAAUAAAAGCUGAAGAAGUUCGGACUGAAGAACAUCAGGGAUGGUUUAAAAUGCCAAAAUUCAGAAUACCUGCAUUUGGCAGGACAUCCUUAAAGGAAAAAAAAUGUGAUGCUGAUAUUGAAAGUAUGGAAAAAGCUCAGGCGAGCAUUCCCUCUGCAAAAGUACAAACUGAAACAAGUAUUCCUGAAAAUACCUUCUCAUUACCACAUGCAGUUGCUGAAAUUACUAUUGGAAAAGAAGGGAUUAAAAAAACUGAAGAUUCUGUGAGGAGUUCUGAUGUUAGCUCAUCAAAGAUGGAAGGAGAUAUUUCGUUGUCCACAGAAAGAACAGAUAGUAGAGUGAAUAUUCCAAAAACUGAAACUUACGCAGACAUAGUUAAGCGUGGUGCUGAAGGACAAAAAGUGCAUACUUCAGAAUUCACAGUGUCUGCAGCAGAAUUGCCUAAAUCAUACCUAAGUGCUUCAGAAACUGACAAAGACAACAGUUUAACAAAUAGGUUUUCUACAGGUACUCUGACUUUUCAGGAGCAUAAAGUCAAACCACAGGAUAUGGAAGUUCCAAAGGUAGAAAGUUCCACUAAGUUAGAGACUUCUGGAGUAGGAUGCAAACCGUCAUCAGCUGAAAUUACUCUGGAUGCAACACAGGAGAAAACAGAUGUUAGACUUCCAAAGGAAGAGCUUGAUAUUCAAAAUAAAGAGGCAGCAAUUAAAAAAGGAAAGAUAAAGGGUGAGGUGAAAAUUAUAGGAAAAGACAGUGAAGAAAGUCAGUUAAAAAGGACUAUGUGUGAAUGGUCUACAACAAAGGGAUCAGAAGAUGGUACUUAUGUUACUGCUAAGCUGGAAGAUCUAAAAGUAGAAGUUCCAGGAGUGAAGACGAAUGUUAAAAUUACUAGAGUAGAUCCUGAAAUGAAAUUUCAAGUGAAAAGUGUUGAAAAGGAUGUGUCUGCAGGAAUGGAAGUGCAAGUAGAAGACAGAGCAGAAAUAAGUAAAACUAAAGCAUACAAGUUUAAGAUUCCAAAGUUUGGAAUGUUUCAUUCGGAAAUCAAGGGGUUUGAAGGUGAUAUCAAUGUUACAAAGUCAGAAGCUGAUUCAAUAUCUAAAAGUGAAAUAGGCACAGCAGAAAUGCAGUUACAGAAACCAGAAGGAUCUGUUGGCCUGAAAAGUCCAGCUCUGGAUUAUAUGGAAGCAUCUGCCAGAAUAACAGGGGAAACAGUGGACCAAUCAGAAAGUGGCCCAGAAGUAAUUGUAAGAAUUCCCAGACUAAAAAUACCAAGAUUCACUUUUAAAACUCUCCCAAUUGAAGCUGAUGUUUUAGUGUCAAAAGUGGCAACAGAUCCAAAGGGAUCUAGUACUGAUAUUGAAAUAGUGCAACUGGAAGCAAGCUCUGCUAUCUCUGAUGAAACACCAGGGGCUUUAGAGGGGAGUAUUCAAAAAGCAAAAAGCAAAAUUCUGAUGCUGAGUGAACCUGACAUUAAAACAGCACAAAUGACAACUACCAUAGAGUCCUCCCUUUCAAAUGCAGGGCAGGACAUUCAUUGGUCUUACAUAGAAGGCCAAGAAGUGAGUGAGAAAGUAGAACCUGAACACGUUGCUAUUGAAAGGUGUGAGAUUUACACUACUGAAAUACUGAAAGAAUCAGAGAUUCUGUCAUCAAAAGUCAAAACUGCUACAUUGGGAUUCUCAUUGCUCAAGGCAAAGUUACCUGAAUCACACAGUGACUUAGAAGUGCUAGUCCAGCAGCCAUCUCCAACGGAAGGUGGAUCAGUGAAAAAAUCUACAUGUGCUGGGGAAAGCUUUGGAGUAGCAGCACAGAGAACUGGCAGUGCUGAGCUUAAACUAUCUGACAAACCACAUCAUGAGUCUGAAAAAUUUAGUGGAGAAAUAAGUUUGCCAAAGUUAAAAACAUAUGCUGCUGAAGCAAAGCCUUCCAGUAAACUUGAAGAGGGUCUUCUUGAUAAAUCACCAGAGCGAAUAACUUCAGGUCCUCUCUCUAAAGAUGAGGAUGUAGCUGAAGCCAUGGAAGGUGAAGAAAAAGACAAAACCAAUGAGAAAGAAAAGACUGAUAGCAAAAGAUCUCCUGGAAGAUUCAAGUUUUGGCUUCCAGGGAUUGGCUUUUCAUCUUCUGGUGAUGAAGCAAGCACAGAUGUAAAAACAGACGUAAAAAAAUCAGAUCCAGAAGAUAUGAAAUCUGCUGACACAUCAGAUGAUUUCUCUAAGCAAACUGAAAAAACUGGAUGGUUUAGAUUUCCCAAGCUUGGUUUCACAUCUCCUUCCAAAAAGGCUAAGUCUGUUGAAAAAGAAGAGAUGGGUCAUAAAGAGGGAAGAAUCUCAGAUGAAGAUAGCCCAUCAGAUAAACCUGAUGUAUUUUUUGAUGCACAAGAAAGCUUAUCACCUAAAGAAACAACAAGGGAUGAAAAAGUUGAAAUUGAUGGAGCCUCAUCUAUUGUGACAUCUUUGGCAAGAACUGAACUAAUCUUGUUGGAGGAAGAAAAAGAUAGUAAAUCUAAUAUUGAUGGAGAUAUAACCAAAUGAAGGUUGUAUUUUCUCAGUACUCAAUGAAAACAAAAUCAUCUACAUGCACAGAAAAAAAUGUGUUUUUUUUUUUAAUUUUCUGGUAACUGAAAAUUAAAACCCAAAGCUGAUGUUAAUAAAAAGAGUUUAACAGAAUUUACCACAUGUAAAUUUUCAAGUACAUGGAUGUACUAUAUUGUGCACUAAUAAAAAUAAUGAUUUCUUCAAAUCUGCCCCAAAGGCAAGAAUUAUGACAAGUACAGAGGAGCCCAUAGUUUGAUCAAAGUCUGAAAAAAUAUACCUGAAUCAUGAAAGUAAACCAUUGAAAGGCUCAGUGAUAGCAAAAGGCUUUUUAAAUAGGCUUCUCAAAACACACAAUGUAAUUAUGUUUGGAUAACAGUUUAUUUCCGGAAUGGGUUAUAAACUAGUACUAUAAGAGCUAUAUUUACCUCUUUAGAUUUUGGACCUUUCUGACCUACUUUUGCUUUCUUAUUAAAAUGUUUUUCUUUAUUUCAGCUAAAGUAGUAUGUAUAUUCCACGAACAUUUUAAAAUAUAAAAUAAAAAUUAAAUACUAGUGUAGAGAGACUAACGCUUUACCUCUUCCUCUCUUCUGAUUUUUUUAUUAUUGUGGUGGGUCAUAUUUAGCCUUAAAAGAUUUUAAAAAUGCCAAAACAAAACCCAACAGAAUAAUUUCAAGACCAAAAACUUGUAACUAAUUCACAUUUUUAAGAUACCAGAAUAAAACAUGCUUACAAAGAAUAAUUAUAUGAAUGUGGAUAAAUAAAUUUUAAUGUAUAUAUUUAUGGGAUAGUUAAAUGCUUAGAAUGAUCUGCCACACUGGUGGAAUUGCUUCAAAGAUUUUCUGGGAAAGGAGGUGUAUAUAAUUAUUUGCUUCUUUGUUUAUAUCAAUGCUUCUCUCGAGGGCACAAUGGAAACCAGAGUGCAUAUGUGACAGCCUUCACAUGUACCAUUAAAACACUGUCUGUAUUAUUAAGUCACAAUAAACUCACC